This is a messenger RNA of Filobasidium floriforme, 279 nucleotides long. RefSeq lists its product as uncharacterized. NCBI's taxonomy places the organism in Eukaryota, Fungi, Basidiomycota, Tremellomycetes, Filobasidiales, Filobasidiaceae. The record is from RefSeq and is a predicted model, not a curated record. Bases 1 to 279 code for a protein of 92 amino acids. Gene Ontology annotation, cellular component: nucleus. The transcript has 2 exons. Gene Ontology annotation, biological process: regulation of DNA-templated transcription.
AUGGACCACGACCACGACCCUGAAGCCGACGCCGAAGCCGAUGCGGAUGCGGACGCGGAUACCAGGUUGUAUUGUUAUUGUCAGAAACAGAGUUAUGGGGAGAUGAUCGGGUGCGAUGAUGAUGGGUGUCAGUUUGAAUGGUUCCACCUAUCUUGUCUCUUACUGGACCGACCCCCUGAAGGAACGUGGUUGUGCCCCGACUGCGCUGUGAGGGCGGAGAGCAAGAAGAAGCGAGGGGGUGGUGGCAAGGGUGGUGGCGGGGGGAGGAAGGGCAAGUAG